This is a messenger RNA of Ornithorhynchus anatinus (platypus), 773 nucleotides long. RefSeq lists its product as uncharacterized. Lineage: Eukaryota; Metazoa; Chordata; Mammalia; Monotremata; Ornithorhynchidae. The transcript is spliced from 2 exons. The record is from RefSeq and is a predicted model, not a curated record. Bases 65 to 697 code for a protein of 210 amino acids.
CUCUGGUUUCCAUGGUGAUGGGGUAAACAGUCUCGCCCAUUGCCACCCCCUGCCAACGACCGGUAUGGAUGACUCUCUGGGUUCUGGGGAGCCCGGCCACCUCCGGUCUUCGGCCCCUCUGGCCCCCGACGGAAAAGUGACGGUCGGUGGGGCGGCGGGAAGGGGAGAUGAAGAAGAGCAAGAGGCGGCGAGGGCCGAGUGGAGAGGCGCCGGUCGGCCCGCCACAGAGCCGCUCCCUUUCCCGGAUAUUUACGGGGGCGACCCGCAGAUGUGGGAGGCCCAUUUCCGAGGGAUCCAUCGGGCCUACCAGAUCCUGGGCAAGGAGGAGGACCUGGCCAUCCGCGUGCUGACCGAAGACUUCACCCUGCCCUUCCCGUACACCUGGCCCCCCGGCCCCGACACCACCCGGGAAACCCUGUUCUACGACCCGCAGGACCGCACCGACUACGACUUCCUCCUGCGGCCCGGGGCCCAGCCUCCCGCCCUGCUGCGCCCGCUCCACGCCACGGCCCAGGCCUUCAUCCGCAAGCGCCAACUGGAGCAGCUGGCGCUGGGCAACGUGGGGGCGCCCGGUGCGGGCCCUGGGCCGGAGGCCGCCGCCCCGGAGCCAGAGUCCCGGGAGGAGAGCGACUACUGCGGCCCGGAGACGUCCGAGGAGGAAGAAGGCUGGGAGACGGAUGACCCGCAGCAGGACUAAAGGGUCCGACCGACCCAGCAACCAGCUCAAUUCUCCUUCUGCCUCAUCUCGGCAUAAUAAAGAUUUUAUGACUUUA